Messenger RNA from Kwoniella shivajii, 486 nucleotides. RefSeq lists its product as uncharacterized. The coding region runs from base 1 to 486 and encodes 161 amino acids. The transcript has a single exon. The record is from RefSeq and is a predicted model, not a curated record. Lineage: Eukaryota; Fungi; Basidiomycota; Tremellomycetes; Tremellales; Cryptococcaceae.
AUGCCUUACUUCAGCACUCUUAUGCUUUCAUCCGAUACUUCCGUGGUACUGGCCACUACAGCUAGUCUGGCUGUUUUAAUUACUUAUCUCUAUACUCACAGUUGUACGAUCAAGGGAACGAGAUUUAAAAUCGGUCGAUGGUCCGCUGUGUUCACACAUUCCAAUAUACCUACUUUCACUUUGACUCGAAAUGUCAGUGCGUGGGGAACAGGUCCCGAAGAAGAAAUUACACAUCAUAUACUUUUAUCGAAAUCUGAAUGUGAGAAGAAAUCAGUCAAGAAUGAAAAUACCGCUUUGAUCAAUCGAAAAGGUAAUCCUAUCGUAAAGUGGGAUACGAAUAGCCUACCUGGAAAUAUAAAGUGCGAAGAUGAGAUUUCUAUUGAUCUCCUAUCAAGGUCUGAUAUUCUCACACUCAGAGAUGGUGAAGAAGGUGUUAUCGGAAGAAUAGCAGAAGCUACAUUUAUGAUCAUUCAACACUGCGUGUAA